UGCAAAUGGAGCGGUUUUCCCAAUCUGUGUUACAUGUACACCAAAUUUAAAUCACAUCAACAUAACAGGCUGCAUCUCUGCUCUUGACGAAGUAGAAGUUUGAGAUAAAUUUAGGAAACACCGGUCAGCAGAUGCAGCACACACCCUCAACGCACGUAGUUCGCAACCCGCACGGCAGACGCAGCUUACGCGAACGCAAACAGACGAACGUAAACAAAGCACUCGACCGGAGGUGCUUCUCGGCCAGUGCAGAAGGGCCGGCUGAGAGAGAGAGAAAAACAAGUCAACAGAAAAGAGAAAAGAGAAAAACAAAGUCAACGGGUUUAUAGUUGCAAGAAAUUCCUUCAACAUGUGGCCAUUGGUGAUAAACGUGCUGAGGACAUAUGCUCCUUACAUCACUUUGCCUGCUGCAGCUGUCAUAGGGUUUGUGGGGUACAACAUAGAGAAGCACUUCCGCACCCCUCCACCCAACCGCCCGUCUGUCGAAGAGCAGCGGAAUGAAAGACUUUUGAAGGAGAUCCUGGAAACCAAGGAAGCAACACCUGCACCUCUCAGCGAAAAGACUUUUGUUCCAAAGACGAUAUUUGAGAAAAAUGUGUCACCUUCCUUAGUGAAAGAGGAAUGAGGCUGUGACUUCUGUAGGCUGAAUAUGUGAAUAAUUAAUACCUCUCAAUAUCGCUAUUGUAUUUAUUUUGUGGGGAGAGAAUGUCAGUGGAAGGAGCCAUAUUAUGGACUGCUUGCUAUAACUUUUUAAAUUCAGGACCCAACUCACUUUUACUAUUCAGUAUGGGCAGGGGAAGGUAAAGAAAGAGAAACUGAGAUGUUCUUAUAAGUUGAAAUUGAAGAAAGUUCUCCCAGUAUAACAAAUUUAACUCUCUCUUAAUGGAUGCAGGUAUUAGCUUAAGGAGUGGGUCAUGAAAGUAUGUACAGACUCAGCAAUACAUCAAUAUUCUGUUACUGUUCUAUAAUAUAUUUUGAAUAAUCCCAUUGCUUUAUAUUUGUCCUUGUCACAACAACAGUACUAAUAAUGUAUAUUGUUUAGUACAAGACUAGAUGCCCUUCCAUGUAAGAAUGGAGUCCUCUUUCAAAAGCAAAUAGAGAGAGAGAGGAUGGGGAAAAGUUGAUUAUGUCCACAUAGAAAUGAAAACUUUAAAAGCAUAGUUAUUCAUGUUUACUCAGAUGUUGUAAUAAACUUUAUUCAUAAAGAAGGUGCUAGGCAUACAAAAUGAUAUUUCAAAUUAUUGUUAUUAUAUCAUGAGAACAAAUUGAAUAUUCAGUAUAUUUUUUAGCCCAUUCUGUUGGUAGUAAUCAUAAGCUACAAACUGUUCUGAACUAUUAAUAUCAAGCAAGUAAUGUCUAAAUUUUUCUUUAAACCAUCUAGUAUAAUAAUUUCCACAUUUUCUUCUAGAUUAUCAGCUAAAUGAUUCAAAAGUUUUCUUUGGAAGUCUAAAAUGAGUUCAUAAUUUUACACCAAGCGAAAGCUCCUUCGUCACCAUGCCGUUUUGAUUGGAAUUCCAAGAGUAAAAAUGAGAUUUGGUCCUUGAUUGUUUCUCUUUAUUAUUUUUUUUUCUACACUGAUUCCUUUUUUUUUGCUUAUUUUCCGAUAUGCUCUUCUUGUUACUCUUCUCCGUUUUCAUCUGUUUUUUUCUUCCCAUUAUUUGUCUUCUUCCUUUUGUUGUUGUUGUUAUUAUUAUUAUUAUUAUUAUUAUUAUUAUUAUUAUUAUUAUUAUUAUUAUUAUUAUUAUUAUUAUUAUUAUUAUUAUUAUUGUUAUUAUUAUUGUUAUCAUCAUCAUUAUUAUUAUCGUCAUUAAUAUUAUUGUUGUUAUCACUGCUAUUUUUAUUAGAAGUAGCACUAUGAAUAUUUUUAUCAUUAUUAUUAUAAUUUUUGGGUUAUACUUUAGAGGCAAAACUCUUAAAAAAAAUGUCACAUUGAAAUAGUGUAUAAUAAUGGAGCAGGUUAAAUGUCUAAUUGCAUAUCUUAUGUUUUCUAUUGGAUAAGCAUGCAUAAUAUAUAAGAACUGUAAAACUGUAUUGAUGAGAGAAAGAGUAAUAAAAAAAUAAUAAAUCAAGGUGUAAUAGAGGUGCUAAUUUUUAAUUAUAAAAAUAUUUUGGAAUUCUUAUGGGAAUAAGCUACUUUGGAGAGUGAAUGUCUCUGUUGUGCAUGGUUUUAUAGAAUCUAUUUUAAGGAUACUGUAAAUAUUCUUUUAGGUGAGAAAACUUUCUGUUUAAAGAAAGGAAUGAUUAACAUGUAAAUAUAAAGAGUUUGAAAAA
Molecule: messenger RNA, 2271 nt
Organism: Penaeus indicus
Lineage: Eukaryota; Metazoa; Arthropoda; Malacostraca; Decapoda; Penaeidae
Product: small integral membrane protein 12-like
Exons: 4
Coding region: 350-625 (91 amino acids)
Source: RefSeq, a predicted model, not a curated record